Cololabis saira (Pacific saury) is the source of this 3670-nucleotide messenger RNA. RefSeq lists its product as uncharacterized. Bases 1 to 2829 code for a protein of 942 amino acids. Gene Ontology annotation, molecular function: protein binding. The transcript has 15 exons. The record is from RefSeq and is a predicted model, not a curated record. Lineage: Eukaryota; Metazoa; Chordata; Actinopteri; Beloniformes; Belonidae.
AUGGGACUGGCCCCUGAGUACAUCAAAGACUGCUUAGUCCCAUACGAGCCAAGGUGUAGCCUGAGAUCCUCCGGCGGGUCCCUAUUAGAGAUUCCUAGAUCUCGACUAAAAACUAAGGGCGACCGGGCCUUUGCUAUCAGGGCCCCGUCGCUCUGGAAUGACCUGCCGGAGGAGAUCAGACGUCGGUCACUGCAAUCAAGUCCAGCUGAGUACAAUCACCUCUGGAGUCUCUCACGGCAACAGCAGAUCUUACAGAUCUUAUCUCAGGUGAAGCUCCAUCUGAUGAGUCGCCAUGGCAACGGACACGUCCCACCACACCUGAGACGAAACCUGUCCGACAGGAGUGAGAACUUACUGAUAAAACAAGGAAUUAUCAGAAAUGUUUUUGUCCAGAAUGAACCGUCCAACUGUAGCAGAGAGGUGAAGAACAUGAACAGAAUCAUCAGUUUUAUGCUUUAUGGUCUGUUUUUGUGCUCCUCGGUUUUCUCUAAUGAUGAUACAGAGGUCUCCUGUCAGAUCAACAAAACUUGCAUCUUACCCUGCAGUUUCACAGUUCAUAAUGACGUUGUCAUCCACUGGAUUAAACAGACUCCACCAGAGUCCCGGGUUCACUCCUACUAUCGCAAACAAGACCAACUGGGAGAGCAGGCCCAGAGGUUCAGAGGAAGAACAUCACUGUUUGAGGACCAGAUCUCCAGAGGAAACGCUUCACUGCUGCUGAGAGGAGUGAAGAUUCAGGACCAGGGCAGAUAUCUGUGUGACAUCAGCACCAUCACUGGAAAUAAGGAGAACUUCAUCAACCUGAAUGUGAACGCUCCAGUCCAGAACAUCAACAUUGAGCAGGUACAAAAUGAAAUCACCUGCAGCUCAGAGGGGAUCUAUCCUGAACCUGGACUCACCUGGACCACCAAUCCUCCAUCCAGCAUGAACCUGCAGAACCCACCAACAGUCCAGCAGUAUGAACAGCAGCUUUACAACAUCAGCAGCUCUCUGAUACUUUCAGACAGAGACACUGACCUGGACUACAUCUGCACCGUCAGCACUCCAGCAAACAGCAGGAGAUCCACUUUGCUUCAACCAGCUGUUAUAAAUGGAUCCAAAACUGAAACAUUCAUCUCCUGCUCAACUGCCAAUUAUCCAAUAAGGUAUCUCAUCUGGACAUUUAACCACAAAGAGAUCAUCCUGACACAGAGGGGACAUGAAGGACGUUACACAACUUCAGAGAGGUGGAAGCAGCACGUGAUGACUGUAUCAGAGACAGGAGGUCUCACUCUGAAGCAUUUAUCUUCAGACCAGACAGGAACAUACAAAUGUGAACUCGGUUAUGAAGCGGAAACAUACGUGAAAUACACCUUUCUUCACAUACCAAGAGACAGGACUGGAGUUAUUGUAGCAGUGGGUGUUGUGCUGCCGCUGGUCUUGGUUUGUGGAUUUGUUGGUUACAAAUACAGGAAAAAGCAGGAAAGAAAGGAGGAGGAGGAAAAAAGAGAUGAAGAGGAGGUUCUGGUUCAGUUGGGCGUGGAGGAGCACGACUCAACAGAAGGGGUUCGACAGAGACUGAUCUCAGCUAUGAAGUACCGCAGAGAAGUUCAGUUUGUUGGUUGUAAACUCUCAAAGACUACCUAUAAAGUUAUUGCAUCCGCUUUGAAGUCCAACCCCUCCCAUCUGACAGAACUGCACCUGAGUCAGAGCAACCUGGAGGAUUCAGGAGUGAAGCUUCUGUCUGAUGGACUGGAGAGUCCAAACUGUAGACUGGAGACUCUGAGAUUGAAGAGCUGCAGUUUGUCAGCGAUCAGCUGUUCUUCUCUGGUCUCAGCUCUGAAGUCCAACCCCUCCCAUCUGAAACAUCUGGACCUGAGUAACAACAACCUGCAGGAUUCAGAUGUGAAGCAACUGUGUGGAUUUCUGGAAAGUCCAGACUGUAAACUGGAGACUCUGAGAUUGGAGGACUGUAGUUUGUCAGAGAUCAGCUGUUCUUCUCUGGUCUCAGUUCUGAAGUCGAACCUCUCCCAUCUGAAACUUCUGGACCUGAGUAACAACAACCUGCAGGAUCCAGGAGUGAAACAUCUGUGUGGAUAUCUGGAGAGUCCAGACUGCAGACUGGAGACUCUGAGAUUGGAGAACUGCAGUUUGUCAGAGAUCAGAUGUUCUUCUCUGGUCUCAGCUCUGAAGUGCAACCCCUCUCAUCUGAAAAUUCUGGACCUGAGCUGGAACAUCAGGCUGCAGGAUUCAGGCGGGAAACAUCUGUCUGGAUUUCUGGAGAGUGCAGACUGCAGACUGGAGACUCUGAGAUUGGAGAACUGCAGUUUGUCAGAGAUCAGCUGUUCUUCUCUGGUCUCAGCUCUGAAGUCCAAUCCCUCCCAUCUGAAAAUUCUGGACCUGAGCUGGAACAUCAGGCUGCAGGAUCCAGGAGUGAAACAUCUGUGUGGAUAUCUCGAGAGUCCAGACUGCAGACUGGAGACUCUGAGUUUGGUGGACUGCAGUUUGUCAGAGAUCAGCUGUUCUUCUCUGGUCUCAGCUCUGAAGUCCAACCCUUCCCAUCUGAAACUUCUGGACCUGAGUAAGAACAACCUGCAGGAUUCAGGGGUGAAACAUCUGUGUGGAUUUCUGGAGAGUCCAGAAUGCAGACUGGAGACUCUGAGUUUGGUGGACUGCAGUUUGUCAGAGAUCAGCUGUUCUUCUCUGGUCUCAGCUCUGAAGUCCAACCCUUCCCAUCUGAAACAUCUGGACCUCAGCAGGAACUACAAGCUGCAGGAAUCAGGUGUGGAGCAGUUUUCUGAUCUGGUGAAUAGUCCAGGCUACAAGCUGCAGACUCUCAGCUGGAGAUGAUGAGAGUGACCGGGACGGAUGAGUCGUGUCCUGAUGGUCCACGGAGGUCGAAGCACCACCAGUUUGUUUGGACAGACUCUUACUGGACCGUGAUGAUGAUGGAGAUGAAGAUGUACAUAGUUUCAGCUCAGUUUGUCUGAUUUCCAGCCUUUUACAAACUUCAAAAAGUCAAAAGGCCUUUUAUUAUCAUACCUCGUUAAAAAUCAGUAAAACAAAAUUAAAGUGCUGCUCCUUAAAAACCAAGUUAUAUUCAUGUCCCAACCACAUCCGUGCACUCCCCAUCCCACCAAUAAAUACCUAAACAGGAGAUAAAAACAUGCUGAGACAAUCAUUUAUUAACAAUCAACAGAAACAGAAUACAAACAUACUAUUCACAGGUUUUUGCACAUCAGCUGAUUAUUAAAGUUGGUAGAUUUAAAAGAAAACAAAGUAAAUGCACAAAUUAGAUAUUUCAUGAACCUCCACACACCAAGGAAGAGGAUGAAGAAUUCCUGUGAUUCCACUUUAUUUACAUUUUUCCAUUUCAUCCCGAGUUUACCUGUUGUCAUCGUGUUUCCAGCUUCGUCUGGUUUAUAAUGUUUCUCUCUGAGUCACUGAUUAAGAGAGAAAGUGAAAAGAUCAGUGAAAAUAGCUGUGUUUGUACAUGAAACGUGAAACACAAAUGAACUUGACUUGGUCAAUUAAUGUUACUCGGUUUGUUCCAGAAAUAUUCUCAAUGUUUUCUUUUCAUUGUAUUCAGUUGUGGCUUAUUGAAACACUCUCAUCUCUGUUUGUGGAUGUUAAAAUGAUCGUUGAGACUUCUAGUAAAAAUUAUUUAAUAAAAGUUGGAUCUUUUCUACUG